UCAUCAGUGAGUCCACGAACCACCAGCUUAUAAAGAAUGACCGGUUGUUUUUUACGGCGUUUCCUGCUGGAGGGAGAAUGGCAGCAGUUUGUCUCCUUUGAUGCUGAUGGAGGAUGGCUCCAACCAACACCAGAGACUCUCCCAUCUCAGUGCUCUCUACCAAAGACAGACACAAACUGAGGAAACCAAUUGUGGAGAAGAUGCGCAGAGAUCGCAUCAACAGCUGCAUCGAGCAGCUCAAGGUCCUGCUGGAGAAGGAGUUCCACAAACAGGAUCCCAACGCCAAGCUGGAGAAGGCCGACGUGCUGGAGAUGACGGUGGUGUUCCUCAAGCAGCAGCUGCAGCCUCAGAGCCCCAGCGCUCACACGGCUCACAGCGACGGAUACUCCCACUGCUGGAAGGAGACGCUGCACUUCCUGUCCCAAAACUCCCUGAAGGAGGCGACGCUCCCACACCUCCAGCACCUCCACGCUGCCCACAGAGCCGACAAGGACGCCUGCCCCACGCCGGCCCUCUCCUCCCACAGCCACAUCCAGGCUGCAGGGAAACAGCCGCCCGGCCCUCACAGAGCCGUGUGGAGACCCUGGUAGAAGCUGCUCUGGAGCUCGGAGGGUGGAUGUUCUCCAUCAGGAGGAGACCAGUACACUCCAUAUUGGACUGGAAGCAGUAUUUAAAGCUUUGUUGCUGUAGUUUCUCUUGUGGAGCUUCUGUGUUUUUACAAUGUAAAACUCUGACUGUGCCUUGUUUGUAAUGUGACUCCUGUGGAGUCGACUCUUUAAUGACUGUAAAGCAUCAUGUGCUGGAGGGGACCUCUCCUGUCAAGUGAGUCUGACUGUGACCUUUUAUAAAGGAAAACUAUGAUUUAUUCUGAGAUAUAUGAAAUAUUUAAACAGUUUGUACCAACCUGACA
Seriola aureovittata is the source of this 910-nucleotide messenger RNA. Its product is annotated as transcription factor HES-5-like. Gene Ontology annotation, molecular function: protein dimerization activity; DNA-binding transcription factor activity, RNA polymerase II-specific; RNA polymerase II cis-regulatory region sequence-specific DNA binding. Gene Ontology annotation, cellular component: nucleus. Lineage: Eukaryota; Metazoa; Chordata; Actinopteri; Carangiformes; Carangidae. The coding region runs from base 114 to 590 and encodes 158 amino acids. Gene Ontology annotation, biological process: regulation of transcription by RNA polymerase II; regulation of neurogenesis; anterior/posterior pattern specification. The transcript is spliced from 3 exons. The record is from RefSeq and is a predicted model, not a curated record.